AUGGGGGAAUGCGGCGACCAGAUUGAUCGACGACGCCGGUACCGCACCGAUGGUCAUCCCCAGGCCCUGCAGAGGCCCGCGCCCGGCGGACACGACGGCAUGGGCCGCACCGCAAGUCGGGUUGAUGGCGGCCUCUCGUCGACGGCUCGACAUUGCCAGGGUCCGUCGCCGUGUCGUUGGGAGGUGGCCGCCUACCUGCUGCCUGGCGCGCACCCACCAGGAGCGGCACCCAGCAGGGCAGCAGCAGAGCACGGCACCCAGCAGAGCACGGCACCCAGCAGAGCAUGGCACCCACCAAAAAAGAACGGCACCCAGCAAAGCACGGCACCCAGCAGAGCAAGGCACCCAAAAGGCACUCACCAAGCAAAGGCACUCACCAAGCAAAGGCACUCAACAAGCACGGCACCUACCAAGCACGGCACCCGCCAAGCACGGCACCCGCCAGGCGCGCACCCACCGAGAACAGCAGCCCCCAGGCGUCAACCAACCCUCGACCAGCCAGCGCGCGGUGCUGGCACUGCCGGUCUAGGCACCAGCAUUCGGUCGACCGACUUGCAGUAUAUCAACAACGGCUGCGGCCGCGAGAGCGCUGCAUGCGUCACGCACAUGUCCUCCUCAUCCUCUUCACCAACGAGCCAUGUCCGGCUCCGCAAGAACGGAGAAACUCGAUCACGUGGCCAUGAGCACGAACUUGCACGGCACCUACCUCGCAUUUCUCCUGCAAGCCUGCGCGUCGCUGUUUCAGCAAAGUCGACAGCGCUGGUCCCGGGCGUCAUCGGCCGGCACAACCAACGCAACCCUCACGAUGCCCGCAAACGACAGGCCAGCCGAAAACCUACCGGCGUCGCCUUCGAGGGCCGCGUCAAAGUCGAAGCGGCCGGAAACACCCCUGCGGGAACCGCCGCCGCCGCCGCCGACGACGACGACGACGACACCCUCGACGUCGAAAGCGACGAGCACAGGGCAGUACCCGGAUCAUGCUCCCGACGAGGAUGA
Drechmeria coniospora is the source of this 996-nucleotide messenger RNA. RefSeq lists its product as uncharacterized. Bases 1 to 996 code for a protein of 331 amino acids. The transcript is spliced from 3 exons. The record is from RefSeq and is a predicted model, not a curated record. NCBI's taxonomy places the organism in Eukaryota, Fungi, Ascomycota, Sordariomycetes, Hypocreales, Ophiocordycipitaceae.